This is a messenger RNA of Prosopis cineraria, 1470 nucleotides long. Its product is annotated as probable NAD(P)H dehydrogenase (quinone) FQR1-like 2. The record is from RefSeq and is a predicted model, not a curated record. The transcript has 3 exons. Gene Ontology annotation, molecular function: FMN binding; NAD(P)H dehydrogenase (quinone) activity. Bases 434 to 1372 code for a protein of 312 amino acids. NCBI's taxonomy places the organism in Eukaryota, Viridiplantae, Streptophyta, Magnoliopsida, Fabales, Fabaceae.
GUUGCAAACUUGCAAUUAGGGAAACUAGGCAUGGAGAUGCUACUAAUUGUCGUGUAGGUUUGGCAUCGUCGUUCGUGUAGGGUCCGCACGUGAGUUCCUAAGAUUCAUUUUAUCCGAAUGACCAGGCCCCGGGAGUGAGACUCCUUCGAAUUCGUCUAUCUCCUCAAAAAGUGGGCAUUCUGAAAUCCGGUCCCGGUUGGAAGGCCCACAAACUCAAACCACCCACUCCCUACUCCAUUUGUUAGGUCAAGUACGACCAACGUUACACUUUUGAAUUCAGAAAAUAGUCAAAUACUGCUCAUGACUAAUUAUUAGUCUUGAAUUGCAAUUUAACCAACUUUGAUUUGUAGCGAACUCUAAUUGCCAAUCUGAAUUCGGCAGGGCUUUUCCAUAGUAUUAUAUGCAGUCGUCAUUGAGCAAUUUCUAGCUUGUGAUGGGCAAAGGAGGAGGCUGCGUGCCCAGCAAGAAGAAUGCGCGGGACGCCGCCGGAGAAUCUAGCAAUGCGCUCAUCGCUAUUGAGGAGAACGCCCACGCUGAUAACCCUGCAGAUAUGCAAAUUCAAGGCACGGUAUCGCAGCCAGCCGCCAAAUUGAAGAUUUUCAUAGUGUUCUAUUCCAUGUAUGGGCAUGUCGAGGGAUUGGCUUGGAGGAUGAAGAAGGGUGUGGAUGGCGUGGAUGGGGUAGAAGGGGUUUUGUACAGGGUGGCGGAGACAUUGCCGAAUGAGGUGUUGGAGAAGAUGAGAGCGCCGCCGAAGGACGAUAGAAUACCGGAAAUAAUGGCAGCUGAGUUGGCUGCGGCCGAUGGGAUUUUGUUCGGAUUUCCGACGAGAUAUGGGUGCAUGGCUGCGCAAAUGAAGGCAUUCUUCGACUCGACGGGGCAAUUGUGGAAGGAGCAAAAGCUUGCAGGGAAGCCCGCUGGGUUCUUUGUCAGCGCUGGCACUCAAGGCGGCGGUCAAGAAACUACUGCUUGGACGGCAAUCACCCAGCUGGCACACCACGGAAUGCUGUUUAUUCCUAUUGGAUACACAUUUGGAACAGGUAUGUUCAAGAUGGACUCCGUCAGAGGGGGCUCUCCAUACGGCGCAGGUGUCUUUGCCGGUGAUGGCACGAGAGAGCCUAGCGAAACAGAGCUUGCACUUGCAGAGCAUCAAGGCAAGUAUAUGGCCGCUGUAGUCAAGAGGUGGCAUGGCAUGGAUUGUUUUCCCCCGUGGCGUGUGUUGCCUCUUUGCAUUCCAGGUGGAGAUCGAUCCUCUCGCCGUCCAGCCCUUUCCCCUCUCCACUCCGUCCAGCAUGGGCUUCCCCACCGUGUUACCAGGCCGAGGUCGGACCCACCUUGGAGAUCGAAUCCAGGAUGGAGAUGGUCGGAAGAAUGAAGGUGCUGCACACCUUGGAGAUCGAACCCAGUAUGGAGAUGCCCGGAAGAAUAGGACCUGCACACAUGGCAUGCCACUGGGCAAAAUCUGGUUAAAAA